AUGACUUGCUUCGUGCGGCGGUACGCGGCGCCAAAAGGAGGAUACGCGCUACCACCUCCGCCUCCACCACCACCUCCGAUUUCUUAUGGUGCAGGUGGUUAUGGCAUAGGAGGUCCGGCUCCAGUCGCUGCACCAGCUUAUGGAUUACUGGGUGGUGGUGGACCUGGUGGCGGUGGCUAUGGAGGCGGUGGCUAUGCGGGUGGUGGUACUGGCGCAGGUAGCUAUGGCGGUGGCGCUGGUGGUGCUGGCCCAGGUGGCUAUGGUGCUGGAGGUAGCUACACUGGAUGA
Gongylonema pulchrum is the source of this 288-nucleotide messenger RNA. The record is from the annotation of a GenBank genome assembly. Lineage: Eukaryota; Metazoa; Nematoda; Chromadorea; Rhabditida; Gongylonematidae.